CUUGCAGACAACACAGCACUGGGAAAAAUCCUCGAGAGAAAUUUUAAAAAUUCUACAAAAUUCAAAUUAAAACCAAUAUGAAGUGGCUUCUACUGACCUGUGUCCUGGUGAUCCUGUCAUCGCAAUGUUCGGCCCGUCGACUGCCCGUGAAGCGCAUCCCACAGCUGAAUCAUCAUCUGGGCUAUGUGAAGCCGGAGACUCGGGUUAUUGGUGGCUCUGAUGCCGCCACUGGCUUUGCCCCCUACCAGGUGUCCAUCAUGAACACCUUUGGCGAGCAUGUGUGCGGCGGCAGUAUCAUUGCUCCUCAUUAUAUCCUCACCGCUGCCCACUGCCUGGAGUGGCCCACGCAGUACCUGAAGGUCAUAACCGGAACGUUGGACUUUACCAAGCCGGGAGCGGAAUAUCUGGUGGAUGGAGCCAAGAUCCACUGCAGCCACGACAAGCCGGCGUAUCACAACGACAUUGCUUUGAUUCACACCGCCAAGCCGAUUGUCUACGAUGCCUUGACUCAGCCCAUUAAGCUGGCCCCCAAGGGUAGCCUGCCCAAGGCCGGUGACAAGCUUACCCUCACCGGCUGGGGCAGCACCAAGACCUGGGGUCGCUACUCCACCCAGUUGCAGAAGAUCGAUCUGAAGUACAUCGAUCACUCCAGCUGCGAGUCCAGCGUGCGCAAUGCCAACUGGCUGAGCGAGGGUCAUGUGUGCACCUUCACCCAGGAGGGACAAGGAUCCUGCCAUGGAGACUCCGGUGGCCCGCUGGUGGAUGAGAAUCAGACCCUCGUCGGUGUCGUCAACUGGGGCGAGGCCUGUGCCAUUGGCUAUCCCGAUGUCUUUGGUUCGGUGGCUUACUACGCCGAUUGGAUCGCAGAGAUGAUGACGGAUGCGGGAACUGCCUGCUAGAAAUCACCCGAGGGGGUGGAAAAGCCACAACGAACAAAAGUAGCCACCAAAAAUGGCAUAUAUUUAUGGACUAUGGCCAAAUGAUCAAAUUAGCCAGUAAAUUUUAUCACUCAGAUAGCAUAUACUCGUAUUUAUGAACAAAUAAAAAGGUGCAAUAGCGCUUCAGCUUUAGAUAAAAACA
This is a messenger RNA of Drosophila kikkawai, 1080 nucleotides long. Its product is annotated as chymotrypsin-2. The record is from RefSeq and is a predicted model, not a curated record. Gene Ontology annotation, biological process: proteolysis. Gene Ontology annotation, molecular function: serine-type endopeptidase activity. NCBI's taxonomy places the organism in Eukaryota, Metazoa, Arthropoda, Insecta, Diptera, Drosophilidae.